This is a messenger RNA of Symbiodinium sp. CCMP2456, 688 nucleotides long. The record is from the annotation of a GenBank genome assembly. NCBI's taxonomy places the organism in Eukaryota, Dinophyceae, Suessiales, Symbiodiniaceae.
GAGAACCUGGCUCGCGAGUACGACGCAGCGUCCGCUCCCACACAGCGGAGUGGUGCCACCACGCCCAGGAGCGACGCGCCGAGUGGGAGCCGCCCUGGAGGCGCCCUCUUUGCGCGUGACGAGGGGCCUGAUCUUGCGCGAGCCGGGGCACCUGCCUCGCGUGGCUACCCGACGCCGCCCUACUACGAGCCAGAAGAAGUGCAGAGGCCCAGAGACACAGAGCUCGCCCGUGGCCCUGGCCCUGUUGUGCUUCCCCCCUACGCCCUCACUGAUGAGCCUGCGAGCUCCUCGCGUCCCGAGUCGCAGCCGGCGCGAGUGCGACCUGCGGUCGGAGGUCACGGAGACAUCCUGGGCUGGAGUCAGCACGGGCCGGAGGAGCGUGCGCAGAGGCGGCGAGUCGCGGUGCCAGCACCGCAAGGUGCCUCCGCGGGCUUCCUCCAAUGGCCCCAGGUGCAGGUGCAGGAGGCCUCAGAGCCCGGCAGGCCGGGCAGGCGCCUCUACGGCCGAGCUGCGUCGGCCUCCGAGUCGGCGCCCUUUGGCCGCUCCUGCGACGUGAGCGGAGGCAGAGGUGCGACGGCCCCGGGUGCGGGAACCGGAACCGGUGCCACCGCUCCCUUCGGCACCGAUCGGGAUCUCCAGCUCCGGCGCCCCGAAGAUGCAGGCACCGAUGAGUACCGCGCCUCACUGG